AUGGAAUGGAACCUCGGCAAUCCAACCAAGUCCGAUCCUGUUAACGAAGUGGUCAAGGAAGUCAAGAAAGCGGAGACUCAACACCGCGGCAAGAAGUCCUGUGCCACCAGGGAUUUGACGGAAACUGAGUAUCGCAAGGUGGUCCAUGAACUCUACGCAAAGGGAGCUUUGAAUGACCAUCCGUACAGCCUGCAUGUUGAGCAGCAAGUCCAUCUCAUCACCAGGACGGACGACAUCUCCAAGUUGAAGUAUUCCGACUACAAGCCGCAUCCAGACUUCCUUUUGCGCUCAGUUGCAAGGGCAUUGGUUCAAGAAUAUUUCGGAAGAACGACAAUGCCCUGA
This is a messenger RNA of Seminavis robusta, 342 nucleotides long. The record is from the annotation of a GenBank genome assembly. Lineage: Eukaryota; Bacillariophyta; Bacillariophyceae; Naviculales; Naviculaceae.